Acanthochromis polyacanthus (spiny chromis) is the source of this 1438-nucleotide messenger RNA. RefSeq names its product Lipopolysaccharide-induced tumor necrosis factor-alpha factor homolog-like (gene litafd). Gene Ontology annotation, molecular function: zinc ion binding. Bases 64 to 537 code for a protein of 157 amino acids. NCBI's taxonomy places the organism in Eukaryota, Metazoa, Chordata, Actinopteri, Pomacentridae. The transcript is spliced from 5 exons. The record is from RefSeq and is a predicted model, not a curated record.
CUCUACAUCAGCAGCAUCUCACACACAGCUACGCACACCGACUGCAACACUCCACCAAGCAUAAUGAGCGCAGACGGACAAAAAGCGCUUCCUCCGUACAUCUUACCAGUCGAAGGUCAGGGUGGGGGAGAUUCAGUGAAGGUCUACCACCUCCACACCCCUUUCACCCCCCCAGACAGCACACAGGACCACACCACCGCCACUCAUGGCACGCCAGUGUACACCAGCGGCGGGGGAGGCCUGGGUUCAGGUUUAGAAUCCGGAGACGGCAGAAGAAAGUUUGUGAGCUAUGAAACGGGGCUGGGACAUUCCCCCGGCAUGACGACCUGCUCCUCCUGUCAGCAGCAGGUCAUGACAAACGUCACCUACAAAGCAGGGACGUACGCCUGGCUGAUGUGCCUACUCUUCAUCUGCUGCGGGUUGGUUCUGUGCUGCUGCCUGAUUCCAUUCUUCAUGAAAAAGUUCAAGGAUGCUCACCACACGUGCCCCCGCUGCAACAGAGUCCUGCACGUCGAGAAGAGAAAAUGCUGUAAAUGACGGACAUGAGGGCAGGAAAAUGGAACCGUAGAAAUGAGAGCUAACAUGAUGUUACCUUUGUCUGAGUUUCCGUUACCGGGUUAAAACAAGGAGCAUUUGUGCCACUUUCUGAGACUAACAGAGAGCUAACAGAUGCCACUCAUCUCUAUGGAUGAUUCAUAGCAGCAACAAUUACUUUCUGCAUUGUAUCAUAUUAUUAGCAAACAGACUGGGAGUGUUGUUGUGUUGCCAGAGCUUAAAUAUCCAUCUUUUAGAGCUCUGGCAAGUUAAAGCACACCCCAUGCAUUUUUUUUUGGAACUGUUAGAAUAUCAUUAUACUCACAAACCUUUGCAUACAUAAUGUUGUCAAAAUGAAGGCAUGUAUAUAGACUCUAAUAAAUGCUUUAUGUUUAAAGGGAUUGUGCAUGUGAACUUUAAACAGAUCAGUCUGACACAAACCAACACAAUAAACCAGAGCAGAGAGCAAAAGCACAAAUAUUUGCUCAUCUGCACUUGCACAGUAAAUUUGUGUUGUUUCUGGUUGUCAGAAAUGAAACUUCCUCAGGUAAAAUUAAACCAUUUUGGUUAUAUUUAUAUGUUCAGUCUCAAAAUUACCCUCAUAGUUCAGCAAUCUGAAACAAACACCUGUUCCUUUGUUACAUUGCAAAGUUCAAUGCAAAAAUAAAGCUAUAAUUAUAUAUAUAUAUAUAUAUUAUAUCAUAAUUGUCUAAUUAUUUUGGGAAUACAUUUCUGUCUUCUAACUUGUUGAGAAAAAAAGAACUUUCUGCUUUAUAACACUACCAUGAUGUGUGAUUCCUCCUCGUCUCCCCUCCUGAAUGAAACUGACUUGUUAUUCACCAUUGUGAGCUAUUUGAUAACAAUAUUUCUCUAAUAAAAGUAGAUUGUAAUCAAAGACUACAAA